UUUCCCCUUAGAUAGGAAGAAGUGACUGGAGUAUGUGUAAGUUGUGUGGGUCUGUUUUCCAGAUAUAGAAGGGGCUGUGCCUGUUCUUGUGAUUUAUAGCAUGGUUUUGCUGAUAAGUUUUGGGCGAAAGUAGAAGGUUCAUACUCAGUGUACAGGUGUAUUCUAGGCACAUAUUUUUGUAAAAGGGGUUUAGAUUCACUAAAGCUGGAUGGAACGAACUUGGGACAGUUCUUGGUGCAUAUCUCCUCCCACGGCCAGGGCUCCAGGUGAGGGCAGAGAAGGCUGGCAUGCGGGGUGCUAUGGAAGCCUGAGGUACAGUCUUUGGAAGUGGAUCCCAGAGCCUGGUUCAGUGUGGUGGGGAGGGGUCACGGAAUCGUUUCAUAUAGGUGGGUUUUUUUUCUCCCUGAGUGUUGGUGACUUGUGUGUGCAUCACCUCCGGCUUACUCACGAUAAGUGCAAGUACAAGCAUGUCAUGUUACGGAGUGUGCACGGUCGAUGGCAGUAGCACUGUGAGCUCUGUGUGCAGAGAGGGUGGGUCAGUGGGUGUCGCUGGUGGCAUUAGCCAUCUCAGCACUGGCCAAGGCAUCAGAAGAAGAAUCCCCAAGGCCAGCGUUUGAGUUGGGCCUCAGUAAUGCUGGGAGCUGCUCCCUGUCUCCUGGGAGAGAUCUCCAUGGAGACCGCCCCACCCACAGAAGUGGAAUUGUGAGGAGGCAGCAUUGUCCUCUGGGAGAGAUCUCCAUGGAGACCGCCCCACCCACAGAGGUGGUAUCCGCAGGAGGCUGCAGUACUGGAGCCACCUCUUGGCUUUCGGUUGCUGGCACCAUUGCCCACUUCCCUAGCGGGCACUGUUGCUCCACUCCUCUUCCUAACCUCGUGGUCCCUGUUGUACCUGUGCCCCCCAGCUUGGGUGGUGUUGAAGGACAUCGGGCUGGGCCAGGGCCGGGGUGGGGCUCUGCGGCCUUUGCCUCUGCCUCUCCCACCCUUCUUACCCAUCCCGGAGCUGGAAGCGGGGAGCCUCUGCCAUGGCCUCUGGAUCCCCACGCACAGGGGGCAGCAGAAAGAUCCGGACACGGCGUUGCCACCCCGGUCCCGUGACGCCUUACUCGCAGGGGCGACGGCACCAGCUGGGCAUUCUUAGCAGGGUUACAGAAUAUGUUCAGAAUAACGUGCCAGCAUGGCUACAGAGAUAUUUCGACAAGAAUGAAGAUGUAUGCAGCCACACAACAGACGCAGAGGAGACUCCAUGUUCGCAAGAAAAUAGGGAAGAUGACGAGAUAGUGUGUGCCGGUGAGGAGAGCUCUAAUAUUAAUGAUGGGAGGACCACUAGUGAGCCAACAGUCGGUAAUACAGAAGACGCCUCAACAAUCAGCCCUGCUUCAAAUUAUGCAGGUGAAUUAAACAGGCCAUCUCUUCGUCGGAGCUGCUCGAAUUUCUCCAUGUUGGAAUCCCAUGUUUCAAAUUGUGAGCCGUCCACAUCAUCAGCAUUCCCAACUGGCAGUCCUGGCUUUUCCCUUGUGAAGGAAAUUAUAGACUCUACCUCUCAGCAUGGUGCUGGUAACAAGUCCACUAGCCAUCAUUUUGAUUUUUCAUCAAGAGUUUCUGAUAAAGCUAUGGCUGCUCCAAAGAAGACUUCAGUGCCACCUCUGUGGUCCCCAGAGGCUGAACGGUCUCAUUCCCUCUCACAGCACACUGCCACCAGGCCAAAAAAACCAGCGUUCAGCUUGUCUGCAUUUGGGACACUUUCCCCUUCAUUUGAGAAAUCUUUGAUCUUUCAAACAAGUCAGCAUGGAGAUCCUCCUUGUUAUCCUAGAAAAACAACGUAUGGUGGGGCAGCAGCUGCUGUAAGACAUUCUAAACUAGCAACGACCCCUUGUCAGGCACCAGUAAGAAGACAGAUGAAAGCUAAGCAACUCAAUGCACAGUCCUGUGGUGUGACUAGUUUAGCAGCUCGGCGAAUAUUACAAUCUUUAGAGAAGCUAUCAGGACCUCUAGCAGAUGUUCUGUCUUUUCCUGUGUGUUCUCCUCUUGAUAGGAGUCGGAUAGAUAACACAGAUUUGGGGGCCAAAAGAGAUAAGGUGGAUUCUCAGUAUCCUGUUCAAAAACUCAUGUCUCCAAAGCUAGUUUCCAGAGCAACAACUCAAAGUGUUUAUUUUAAACCGUCUCUGACCCCAUCUCAUGAAUUGAGGAAGGCUGAUCAAAGAAUAGUUAAACAGCACAGUACUCAUUAUGAAAACAGUGUGACACCAGGACAAAACAGAGAACAAGAAAGUGGCUUUCCGCAUCAAAAUUUGCGUUUUCCUGCCCCCGAUGGAUUAUCUUCUGGAGCAGGUAGUAGAGGUGGCAAAGUCAGACGGGAGAGAACACACUUCCUGACAUCUGAACCACCAGUGGAGGAGGAAAGGCAAGCACUACUAUUAUCAAAAAUCUCUCUACCGAUCACCAAUUCUUCACUCCCUUCCUUCAGCUUUCAUUGUCCUUUGAUGACAACUUCCUCUCCAGCUCCCAUGAGUCCUUCACAAUCAGUAUCAGAUAAGGUACAAAUGAUUUCUCUGAGCAGCACUGGCAGACCCGUGUCUAGAUUUUCUUCUUCCACUGUAAAAUCUGCUGAGGCAGGUGCACUGCCGUCAUCAUCUGCUGAAUUUACAUUUAGCAUGCCUGUUGCAAAAGCAGAACUUGCAGACACCAGUAGUACUUCAGAACCUAUGAUAAGUGCUUCAGCUCAAGAUACCACUGCAGUGACUAGUAGAAGCCAUAAGAGGAAGCUAGAUGAAGAUGAUGAGGGCCCUUCUAGACCUGCAAAAACCUGGAAAGGAGGAAGAGUCCUUGAUGUUCUGAAAAACCCUGGUUUCCUGUCACCAAAGGUAGAUGCUUUUGCUGCUCAGCCUACCACGACCAGCCCGGCAGUUUAUACAGGACCAGCCGUAUGUAGGUUUUCCUCUAGUGGAACUGGACUUAGGGGAAGUUUAAAAGCUGGAUCAUCGUGGCACUGUGACACAUGUCUGCUCCCAAACAAAGUAACUGAUGACAAGUGCGUGGCCUGUCAAGCCGCCAAGUUGCCACCGAGAGGUUCUGUUGAACAAACAGCAGUUGGGACAGCAAGAAAAAGUGGGAAACCAACCAUUUCUGCGUCAGGGGCAGGCUUUGGGGACAAACUUAAACCAGAAUUCAGAACUUGGGAGUGUGACGCAUGUUUAGUGCAAAAUAAAGCCGAAGCAAGAAAAUGUAUAGCUUGUGAAACAGCCAAACCUGGAAAUGGUGUCAACCGGUUCCUUCCACUGCCAGUGGUUUCAGAAAGUGACACAACUAUGACGGCUUCAUCUUCUAGCUGCACUGUGACCACUGGUACCUUAGGAUGUGCAGAUGAGCUGAAAACACCGAGAGGAUCUUGGGAGUGUCCAAUAUGCAGUGUUUCUAAUAAUGCAGAAGACAAUAAAUGCAUGUCCUGUAUGUCCAAGAAAACAGAGAGCUCAGUACCUGCUUCAAGUAGCAGCACUGCAUCUGUCACUCUUUCUUCUGCAGAUACUCUAGGAUUGGAGAAGUUGAAUCCCGAGGGAAGCUGGGACUGUGAAGUAUGCCUAGUACAGAAUAGAGCAGAUUCUGCCAAAUGUGCAGCAUGCGAAAGUGCCAAGCCAGGCACAACAGACACAAAAUUUGAGUUUAAAGGCAUUGUCAGCUGUUCCUCACGUUCAAACCCAGCAGCCUCAUGUUUCAAAUUGGGAAACCCAUCACCCGCUUCUGGGCCUUCUCCAACUUCAACAAGUACUGGAGACUUCCAGUUUCGAGAUCAGGGAGGCUUCAAAACCAGCAUGUCUUCAGAGUCUGGAUCCACAGACGCCAUGAACAGAAGUUUUCAACUUGAGAAAUCCACCGCGAUACCUCGUAAAGUUGCCUCUGAAGUUAUUAGCUUUGGCAUAAGUGUUAUUAAUCAUGAUCCAGCUGCUGCUACUACUGCAGCGACCUCUCAGAGCGGCGUCAGUUGUAGAACAGUAGAAACCAAAAUUGUUUCAAUGGCUCCAGUCACAUGUCAGACAUCAGAUGUAGAGAGGGAGGAAUUGCCUCCAGCCGGAGGAGGGUCCGCUUCUGGCAAUAUGGGAUCUGCCUCUGUGCCACCUGCCUCAGCGUUCACUUUGGGAGGGACAGGGGAGAAACAGCAACAGCACGUCACUUCUGCUGCUCCUGCGUAUGGGACAAAAACUGAUAACGAAGACAGAAAGUGGAAGGCACGCUUUCCCUUCGGCUGUUCAAAGCGAAGGAGAGAGGAGAGUUCAAAGCGAAGGAGAGAGGAGAGUUGUUCAAAGCGAAGGAAAGCGGAGAGUUGUUCACAGUUGGCAUUUGGUUUCAAUAUGAGGAAACCAUCUGAGAAGGCAUCUGAGCAGCCAGGAAAGGCCACUUUUGCUUCUGGAGCUCAAACCAAUACUGCAGCUGAUCAAGGAACAGCAAAGGCAGUUUUCAGUUUCCUGAACAACAGUUCCUGUGGUUCACGGACAUCAGCCAGUUUAGCAGGUGGUGGCAUAUUUGCUAAUUCCACCCCUUCCUCCAACCUGCCUGUGGCCGCUGGUGCACUUGGACAGGCCAGCAGUCCCGUCAUCAGUCCUGCCCUUGGUAACUUUGCUGGACCCAGCUCAUCUCAGUCUUUGCAAUUUUCUCAGCACAAUAGCACUGGUACAGCUGUUGCCCCAAUUGUCUCAGGUCCAGGAGCCGUGAGUAAUAAUACUUCAACGUCCGGUUUCAGUUCUCAAGCUACAACCUCAUCUAGCUCUGGAGGAUCCUUUGUAUUUGGCACUGGACCUUCAACACCAUCUGCCAGUCCAGCGUUUGGUGCUAACCAGACCCCAACAUUUGGACAAAGCCAUGGUGCCAGCCAGCCUUACGCCACAGCAUUAUUCGCUACUGGUUCCCAGCCUGCACCACCGCCUAUUUUUGGUGCGGCAUCAAGUGGUAACCAGCCUGCUGUGUUUGGACAGCAGCCUAGUCAGAGGGCAUUGGGCUCUGGAGCAACUCCUAAUUCCAGCCAAAUGGAUGAACUAUGUUCUUUUUUUCAGCGAGUUCAUUUUGUGGACUCACAAAAAAAGACUGCUGUUAAACGCAAGAAAUAA
This is a messenger RNA of Choloepus didactylus (southern two-toed sloth), 5096 nucleotides long. RefSeq names its product nuclear pore complex protein Nup153-like. Gene Ontology annotation, cellular component: nuclear pore. Gene Ontology annotation, molecular function: structural constituent of nuclear pore. Bases 1023 to 5096 code for a protein of 1357 amino acids. The transcript has a single exon. Gene Ontology annotation, biological process: RNA export from nucleus; protein import into nucleus. The record is from RefSeq and is a predicted model, not a curated record. Lineage: Eukaryota; Metazoa; Chordata; Mammalia; Pilosa; Megalonychidae.